This is a messenger RNA of Nomia melanderi (Alkali bee), 4383 nucleotides long. The record is from RefSeq and is a predicted model, not a curated record. NCBI's taxonomy places the organism in Eukaryota, Metazoa, Arthropoda, Insecta, Hymenoptera, Halictidae.
ACCCGGCUCGUACUACACUCACCUCGGGGCGGCCGCGAGCCUGCCCGACCUACGGAACGAUCUUGAACGAAGAACUGGCCUUAAGGGAAACGCCAUUAGAUUCGAAAAGGUGAUCUACACGGGAAAGGAGGGGAAAACCACCCAGGGAUGUCCGAUGGCUAAGUGGAUAAUCCGACGAUCCGGUCUGGAGGAGAAGAUUCUGACCAUAGUGAAACACCGGCAAGGACACAAGUGCCCGACAGCCUGGAUAGUGGUCGCGAUGGUUGCCUGGGAAGGCGUGCCGACCCAUGAAGCCGAUCGGAUCUAUUCGUUGUUGAGUCACAAACUGAACCGAUUCGGCCUGCCUACCACCAGAAGAUGCGGGACUAACGAGCCGAGAACCUGCGCCUGCCAGGGCCUCGACCCCGACACGUGCGGCGCGAGCUUCUCCUUCGGCUGUUCUUGGUCCAUGUAUUAUAACGGCUGCAAAUACGCCAGAAGCAAAACCGUCCGUAAAUUUCGACUGUCAGUACGAUCGGAGGAGCAAGAAGUCGAAGAAAGAAUGCACGUCCUGGCGACGCUAUUGUCGCCUCUUUACCUCAGCCUUGCACCAGAAGCCUUCAACAAUCAAACACAGUUCGAACGCGAAGCAAGCGAAUGCCGUUUAGGAUUCAAGCCUGGCCGACCGUUUUCCGGCGUUACAGCCUGCAUCGACUUCUGCGCGCACUCUCAUCGUGACCUUCAUGACAUGAACAACGGAUGCACUGUAGUGGUAACGCUGACGAAACACCGGACUUUAUCUAAACCUGAAGAUGAACAGUUACACGUACUACCUCUUUACAUAAUGGAUACCACUGAUGAGUGCGGGUCGAAGGAAGGACAGGACGAGAAGGUUCGCGCUGGACACGUAGAAGUUUUAACGAAAUAUCCCUGUGAAGUGAGAGUCCGAUCGGUUCCCCUCCAACCAUGCCGGCGCCACGGGAAGAAGCGAAAAGAAGACGAGCCGGAUACGGUGAGCAACAAGAAAGACAACUCAAAGGGCGGCAACGAGAAAACACCAGAUCCGGCACGUGUACCUGGCCACCAAGAUCCUGCUAGGUCUCAAAUGAGGGAUCCACAGCUGUCCCUGGAAAUGGCGUCGAUGUUUGAGGGGAUGGACGCACAGUUACAGAGCUCUCAGGUGUCCUCGACGGUUCUGGACAGUCCUGUGUCGAUGUAUCAAGGUUGGGGCUACCAGAACGAGCAGCAGUGGAGCAGGAACGGUUGGCUCGACCAACGAAAAAACAACUGGUUGAAUCCGUGGGGCGAGUACUCAUUCGGCGGAUUAGACCGAGACACAAAGGUGGACCCGGAUAGCACCAGUCUGGACGACAUAAGACCUAGAAGUGCGGUAUCCCAAGAAGAACAUCGACCGGGCUCUAGAAAUUUACCAAAUUCCACCAUGGAUUCGCCUAGGAACUGCUACCCGCAUUCGCCCAGAGCACACCCGGUAUCACCUAGAAGUUCACACGCGGGUACACCGGGUGAUCCAUACACCAUGUCGCCCAGAGGUUGUCCACCAACACCGCAGGACCAAAGAAUGACGUCACCAAGGAGCUCGUACCCAGAGACAAGUUACCCGCCGUCCAGGAACUAUCAAAACAUGUAUGAUAACAGACAGAGUAACGCAUCUCCUAAGACUGGCUCGUAUCCGCCUCACCUGGACCAAAGGGGCGGACACCUGAUUCGAUCCAAUCAACCACACGGCUGUGCACCGAAUAAUUUCCGGAACAUCGGACAAGCUUGCGACCAAACGAAACCACCGUUCCCGAAGCCACCGCAAGAUUCUAGUCACAAGUAUCCCGUGUCGCAGAUCAAUUACCUAGAGGCUCCUAAGUCGCAGGCUGAAGCUUCGUUCGCGAACAGGAUUCAGGGCCACUACCCUACAGCCCAUGCUGUUCAACCAGCCAGGAACUUCCCGUUUCAGGGUCAGCACAACGACCAUAGCGACGCGUUCACCGGCGGUCUCUCAGUGUCCUCCUGUAUGGACGGGAACGCUAGUCACAAGCCGUUCGGUGCGGCUAAUCCAGAUCUCCUGUUGCACGCCUCUGCACACCUGCCCAGUAAUCAAGCGACUGAUCCUCAAGGUUACGUGGAUCAGAGGAAGUAUCGUCAACAGAAGCCAGAACAGAAGCUUGGGAUGAAUCAGAUGAUGUCACCAGCACCGUCUGAUCACGUGGCAGGAGGCGGAGCGGGUGGAACAGGGGGUUGGAACAUGCUGGGCGGUUGGUAUCCGGAUCAGGCCAGAUCCUACGAUCAACAACAAAGUUACGGGAACCAGGCGCACGUCGAGAGGAAUCAUCAAACUCCAAUCGAUCAUCAGAAAUCAUUGAAUUGGAACGACAGAAUGCAACAACCGGAUCAAUCGAAGCAGCACAGUUGGGAGCCACCGUCCGACCCUUCGCCAUUCCGGGUACCUAAGGGCAGACCUCCGUCGAGGACCGCGUCCAACCAAAAUCCGACAACUGACAAUACAUAUCAGAACUCCUCUAACAGGACGUUCCUCAAGCCCCAGGACCCGGCGCGGAAUGCAUAUGCUGAUAGUCCCAGUAAUCACGUGCAGAGCAGCGGCAUGCAUCCAAGCAACAACAAUCAGAGGAGACCGGACUGGCCAGAGGAGAAGAUGAAGGAGGGAUUCCACGAGGCCAGACAGAACGCCGGGAACCCGAACUGCUGUCCGUGGCCCGAGGAGAUGAAACAGGUGCAGGACUUCCAUGCAAUGCCCGGCUUGGGACACCCCCACGCUUCCUUCCCCCAGUACGGGUAUCCCACCUAUCCAGUGUUCGACAAACCAUAUUCAAACUCCUGGGAAGGCUACAACUACCAUCAACCGUAUCACGCGCAAACGGCGGAGUAUCCGCCUCAGUUCUACCAGCAACCAAAGAGAGAAGCGUGCUUUCCCCCGGCACAGUACUCCUAUCAAGGAGUGCCCCCGUAUCAGAGCCUGAACCCUAGCUGGGCCAGGUGGGACACUCCUCGAUGGGACAUUUACGGGCCACCACCGUACUUCCCGGUGAUACCAGAACCGCCUCCAAAAGCGGAGCCGCUGGGAGAGGUGGCCGACUACUCGGACAACGAAGAAUGUUUCAAGGACUCUCAAAUGGGCGGUGUCGCGAUAGCACUUGGCCAUGGUAGCGUGUUAUUUGAGUGCGCGAAACACGAGAUGCACGCGACCACGGCCCUGAAGAAGCCCAAUCGCCUCAACCCCACCAGGAUCAGCCUGGUGUUCUACCAGCACAGGAACCUGAACAGACCUAAGCACGGUUGGGACGAAUGGGAGGAGAAGAUGCGACUGAGGAAGCUAGGAGUGACAACCACAGCUGCCACUACUAGUACCAAUAGCUCUACGACCGCGUCGCAGCCUUCAACACCGUCUACACCGACCAGUCCCGCGACCACCACCGAAAAGUCCGCACCAGUCCCACAUGUGCCGAACGUUCCCAGCUCGCAGUUCAUGAUGAGAUCGCCUACAUACACCACGAUGACCUGGACCACGCUGUUCCCGAUGCACCCGUGCAUGAUAACCGGCCCGUAUCAGGAAGGGGGCGCCAUCGGAUGAGUGAUCGUCGGUGGCUACGGUUCGAGCCGUCGAUGAUGAACCGUGCCGUGGAUCGAUCGAUCUCGAUGAACCCUCCAGAUCCCACGGAGGUGGACGCGUCGUCGCGGGACGGCUGACACAGUUCCGAAUAAAAGAGGAUUCGAAGCAGAGGAUGAGAACACAUGGGUACUUCUCCCGGAGGGAUCAAAAGAAGCAUCGUCGAGAAAGCAACGAUGAAGCAACGUUGUUAUAGUUGUGGCACCGAGGCGGGAGAUAUAGAAACACAGAAACGACACACACACUGUUUGCACUGCCAUUUUUCUAUUUCACGUUUUAUCGGGGAGAGCGCCGCGAGGUUCAAUGGACCGCCGGGGGAGACGACCGAAACGAAGAGAAAAAAACGAAGAAAAUACGAGGACGGGUACACACAGAGCGGAGUUUUAAAUAUCGGGGCUUCCCAUUUUUUGAUAUAACGAAUCUUUUACACGAAUCGUGAGAGGUGAGAGAUCGGGCAAUUAAGAUUGGACGGACGGUCGUCGUCGUCGUCGAUGUCGCCGUAGAGAUUCAGCUUCCGGGACGCUCCUCGUAAAGAGGAUAAAGAGCGGGAUGCAGUCAUGAUGACGGAGAGACAGCUUUCAACGGAUACUGCGAGGAACAAGCUCUGCUCGAGGUCGAUCCACGGUAACCGGACGAUAAUUAAUGCCGGACGCGAUUUGCUAAUGCGGAUUAGACUUCGACAGGGUGGAUGAUGAUGAUGAUGAUGAUGAUGAUGAUGAUGAUGAUGAUGGUGAUGAUGAUGAUGAUGAUGGUGAUGAUGAUGAUGAUGA